Messenger RNA from Hylaeus volcanicus, 4269 nucleotides. Its product is annotated as dentin sialophosphoprotein-like. The transcript has 5 exons. Lineage: Eukaryota; Metazoa; Arthropoda; Insecta; Hymenoptera; Colletidae. Bases 139 to 3837 code for a protein of 1232 amino acids. The record is from RefSeq and is a predicted model, not a curated record.
UAUUAUUCUGCGUUAUGACGUUUGGCCCUCUGGUGGCAUGUGCGAAGAAGAUUUUACCAACAUGUAGUAACGUAUUUUUUUAUUUACCUAGUGAUUCGGAGCAAUUCGGAGAGUAACAUUUUUCGAAUAAGUUUAGCUAUGGCCCAACGAAAAAGUUUAAAUAGACGUCCAUCCAGAUAUAGCAGAUUGAGCGUUGGUUCCGCGAUUCUGGAUCCUAAUACGGGCAUUUUAGACGAGGAGUAUCCGUAUUGGUGGCAAGGUUUAGAUAAUACAACAGUGCGACCAUCUAUGGGUUCCGAUACUUUGAAUCAAACGGGUCGUUAUUUGUAUUCUGAUUCAAGCAUAGAACCCAACACAGUCGAAGAUAGAUGGUGGGACAAUUUGGAAUCAUUAAAUAAUUCCAAGACCCCUAUGGCUACUAAGGAUUAUUCUAAAGAAGAUACAACUAAUAUAGCAUCAACAUCAGAGUCUGAAGGGGAACCCAGAAUUGUGAAAAGAAAACGUACGUUACGGUCAAAGGCAAUGAAUUCUCGAGAUAACGCAUUUUCAGACGUUUUGAAUAAUUUUGAAACUGCAAUUUUGCCAGAACCCAUGCAAGAAUCUAUGAGAGACAGUUCUAUACAUAGUUCGGUGUCAGUGGAAAAGCCUCUUAGUAAUGCUGAACAAUUAAAUAACUCCCAAGGAAGUAGUCGGAAUCAUAGUUUAACCACAAGCAUUGUAAAAGUGAGGCCUAGAAUUUUUGGUAAAAAAUACAAGGAUCAGAAUACAAAUGUAUUUGAUGACAUUUUAAACACAGAUGAGUUAGAAAGUCCAUUGAAGAAACAGUCUUUGAGAAUAUCUUUGACUAAAGAGUUGCUAACUUCAACAAAUGAUAAUCCGCCUGCUACAGCUUCAACCCUCGUUGUUAAUAGCACACAGCACAAUCAUCGUACUGUGUCUCCUGAAAAUAAAAAUUAUUGUUCUGCAUCAAGUUCGCAAUCCACAGUAGUAAACAAUAAUUUCGCGUAUACGCGCGAUAACAAUAAGGACAGUACUGCCAGCGAUGCGGAAACUACUGUAUUAAAACCAAAAUCAAAGUUUCUAAACCGACAUAAUAAAAUUGUAAAUGAAAAUGAAACAAAUGAGUCAACGAGGAAGAGUAUUGCAGCAGAGACAAAAACUUUCAAGAGACCUUCGGCAUCAGCAGCGGAUAAUCCAGUCGAAUUCUUGCAACCUGUAUCAAGAAAUAUAACUUCCGUUGACUCCAGUGAUUCCUCGAAUACAAGCCAACGUGACGAUCCACCAAAAAAGAAAUCAGUAUUUUUGAAUAGAUUACGCGAAAGUCGAAAACGUAAUCUAUUUCUAGAUAUUCUCCAGGAAAGUGAUGACAGUAUUAUACACGAGACAUCGAGAUCAAAAGCUUCCGUUAAUCAUUCAAGGGAAAGAAAUUUGGUAAAUGAGAACUCCAAAGAGAUAAGAGAGCGCCAAUUAGUCAGCGAUGAGAGCAGCAGAAACAGUAUGGAAAAUGUACUACUAAAAUACUCAGGGCCAUUGAAUGUAGAUAAUAAUGAUACUAUAAACUCUAGUAAUAAAAUAAAUUCAAACGUAUCGAAAAUGCUUGCUCCAGAAACUGCAACUACUUCUCGCAGCGGUAACAGUGAAGAGGAGCAAUCGAUUGACUCCGCUGUUAGUCUUAUUGAACAGUCCAAAGAGAAACAUACGAGUCAGAAUAAUACAAAUGCUAACAGUGGAAUCCAUUGUAACGAGAGCUCAAUUCGGAAAUCAGUUUCACAAAAUGAAAAAGAAUAUGUACCAGAAGUCGAUAAAAGCAUAACAGAUAACACGCGUACACGAUCACCUGCUAAAAUUCCAAAUGAUUCGAGUCAGGAUGAUGAGUACAUUACGGAAACACAAUCUGGAACUUGGACUAGAUUAGAGAAUCAAAAACAACGUGGUACGACCGACUUGGAAUCAGAAAAAGAUGAAUCCACGUUAAAGAAACGUAGCAAACAUUUCGCUAGUUUGCAAAAUAAAUCGGCCUCGCCUAUCACAGAUGAGAAUCAACAAGGUCAAGUUCAAAAUGUUUCGGGAAGAGAAAGCGAAGGUUUAGAUAGAUCGCAAAAGCGGUCCACUUCGGCUAUACCAAAUGAAGAGGCACUAGAUAAAAAUGAUAUUACUAAAAGGCAAAGCAGGAAUAUAAGUAAAUCGCAAAAUUUGUCGUCACGUUUUGUGACCAGCUCUGAUGAGGAAGAAAUGCAAAGCAAAAGUUUACGCAGAUCGCAAAAGCAGUCUACUAUGGCUAUCCCAAGCGAAGAGGAACUAGUCAUCAAUAAUGGCAUUGAUAACACUCCUAAAAGGAUAAGCUGGAAUCCAAAUAUAUUAAAAAAAUUGUCAGUUUCUAUUACAAAACUACAAGACACACGUUUACAUAGUUCAGAAAGACAGUCAGGUUUAAAUAGAGUGUCAGAGUUUGAAGCAUUAGGCAAUCAAACUUCUUCAAAGAAACCUACUAGAAAGUCGCGCAGAAUCCAGAAGUUACUGAGUUCUUCUACAGAGAACGAAGUAACAGUGGAGCGACACGAGGAUACGACGACUAUGCAAAACAGGCAGAGCGAUUCUGAGGCAGAAAUUCACACUCCUUCAAAGAGGCAAAGGAAGAAGUUAAGUAAAUCACAAAAACAGUCAGCAUUAGGUAUUGCAGGAGAGAGAUUCAGUAGAUCACAAAAACAGUCAGCAUUAGAUAUUGCAACAGAAGAUGUAUCAGAGCAAGAUAGAGAUACUGCGAGCGAGCUUAGGAAAGAAUCAACUGUAGUGGAUGCAGGCGAAUCAAAUAAAAACAAAUCGCAGGAUAAUGCUAAUGUUAGGUAUAAAACGUUAAAUAAUUUAAGUAAGACACUGAAACAAGUUAACACGACGGCCAAAUCGACGAAUCGACUCACUUUUAAUUUAAAUAAUCCUAGCGAUAAAGAGGAUGCGAGUGCCUCAAACGCAACUAUGAACAAUGAACGUAACAGUACUCAGCCUUGUAACAUAGAGCUUACAAACGUGUUACAAAAUACUAAUAAAGAUGCGCAAACAGUUGGUAGGAGAUCUAUUGGAAAUGUUUCGCGUAGCUCUCGUCCAAAUGUUUCAGAGAAUCGUAAAACCCCGAAUAAAGCCACGGGUUCGGUAGCACCUUCGAAAAUGCUCAUCAACCGAAUUCCUACAUCUUCGACCAGCCAAAGGAACAUCAAGGACUUUUUCCAAGUAGAGAAAUCUCUACCAGCGUCUCAAGUUUUCGCUGAUAAACAGAAGCUGGAAGAAGUGAAGAUGAAGAUGGAGAUACUGAAGGAACGCGUACUGGCUGCAAUGAAACCAAUCCAGAAGAAUCCUGAACCAAGAGUUCUGUCUCAAGGAUUAAAGCCGAACAAUGUUGCCAAAGCGAAGAAAUCAACGCAAACGAAGGAGAUCAACAAAGCUUUUUUGGUGAACGGAAAAGUAUACAAAGUUCCACGUCUCGCUCGUCCAAAACCGUGGAUCACGAAUCGCCUUUACAAAUUUUUAUGGAAAAAAAUGAAUUCGAAGUACGGCCCAAACACGCGAGUGGUUUCUGAGAAAUUCGUUCGUCAAUUGUCGGAGAUAACAACGUUGAUCGAAAAACGUAAACUAUAUUCGAAGUAUGAGUCCGAGUUGUUAGCAUUGAUGAAGGAAAUGGCACGGUUAAAUAUCAUCGAGACCAGGCUCGACUUUUACCACUUUUGCCAAGAUUUUUUACCGUAUGAGCUUCGCUUCAAAAUGGUUCCGAUGUUAUUGCCAGGAAACAAGAGAAAUAUUCCUUACGAUCCCGACAAAGUGUAUGAACCACUCCUUCAGAAUUAGAAUAAUAAUAAUAAUAUAGAUGGUAUAAAAUUGAAUAGGUUAAAUAUUUAUAUUAUUGCCGGUUACAGCAGUAAUAAAUUAUUUUUGUACUUUUAUAGUUGAUAAAAACGAAAUGUGAUUAAAUGUAGUUCAUAUAGCAACUUGCGAAUUGCUAUAAUAUUUGCAAAUAAUUGCACAGAUAGAACUUAGAAGUAUUUAUGUAAUAUAAGGCAUUAAAAUUUUGUAUACUGUUGUUACUAUAGUGUAUGUUUCAAUAUUCGCUACGAAAGUAUUGUAAUUUGUUCUUUAACAAGUAUCGAGAUCACAAUUUUCUAAUUUUCUACUUUAACUAGUACUACAAACUUGAGCGUUCUGCCACCGAUGGCAACACUAGUACUAAAAACAGUGUAAAAUAAAAUGUUUUUGAAAAUAAUACAUUGGCAUAAUCACGGA